This is a messenger RNA of Melospiza georgiana, 3417 nucleotides long. It is a transcript of the gene OTOA, whose product is annotated as otoancorin. The record is from RefSeq and is a predicted model, not a curated record. The coding region runs from base 1 to 3405 and encodes 1134 amino acids. Gene Ontology annotation, cellular component: cell surface. The transcript has 28 exons. NCBI's taxonomy places the organism in Eukaryota, Metazoa, Chordata, Aves, Passeriformes, Passerellidae. Gene Ontology annotation, biological process: cell-matrix adhesion.
AUGUCCAGACUUUUGAAGAUGUGUUUCUUGUUGAUAUCAAUGAAUCAUGCCAAGAUUACUCACAGUCAGAACUCUGAAGAUUUGCCUCCAUUGUUACACAAAGCUGUGGAGGAAGUAAUAGCUGGGAAAUAUCUGAAUGCCCUCCUAGAUAUGCUUUAUUUUCAAAGCUCUAAUGUCUGGACAGCAGAUCUGCUUACAAAAGUCAUGGCAUAUUUUCAUGCCCAGGAAGUUAUGUUUACUCUUAGCAGCCUACAGAUGUCCAUAGAAAGUUACCUGAAGAACCUUUUAUACCAGCCCAGGCAGCUACUGUCAGAAUUGCAGCAGCUUGAUCAGCAGCAGUUCCAAACUGCAAUGAAGUACCUCUUCAACAGCAAAAAGGAGCAUCUUGAAAUAGGAAAUAUUAUUCUUGACUGGGGCAAGAUUAGAGAGAGAAUUUUCCAAAGCCCAGGAGUAAACAGGACCUUGUUCCUUGUAACACUGGAUAAAUGCUUCCUGGCCCUGAGUGCCCUGGACUGUGUGGAUAUCCUGAGUCAGGUUCUGAGGGUGUCAGCAGUGAACUAUCUCCAGCCUGAUGUCGUUGGGAGUCUCCCAAACCUUCUGCUGGAGGAUGCUUUCAGAAACUUAUCAUCAUUGUUCAAGGACCUCUAUGACAGAACCUCAGCAAGCACUCAGAGAGCUCUCUAUGGCUGGAUGAAGCAGAUUCUACAGAAAUCUUACAACAUGAGUGAGUUCAAUGAAUCAACUUCUUGGGUCGGUGCAGAAAGCUUAUGGAUUUUGGGAAGAUACAUGGUCCAUCUCCCAUUAGAAGAAAUUCUGAAAAUUAGUCUCAAUGAAAUCAGGCUGUUCAUCAGCUACGACAACGCAACAAAGCAGCUGGACACGGUGUAUGAUAUCACACCAGGGCUUGCACAGGCCCUCCUGGAAAGGAUAAACUCCUCAGGGUUUGAUAUGAGGAACACUUCAACUAUCUACAGGCUGGGUUUGUUGGUUUGUUUUUAUGAUGACCUGGAACAGAUGGAUGCAGCUGUGGCCCGGGCUCUACUUCAUCAAAUGAUUAAAUGCAAUCAGCUGAGAGGUUUCCAGGCCAAGGUUCAUGAGCUCAAAUCUCAACUCCUGAACAUUGCCAUGCAAAACCAGACAUUGAAUGAUACCGUUGGAACUCUGUCAGAUGCUGUGGUUGGACUAACUUCAAGUCAGCUGGAAUCUCUGUCACCUGAAGCAGUGCAUAAUGCUGUUGCAACAUUAAACCAAGUCUCUGGGUGGGCAAAGAGCCAAGUUAUGAUUUUAUCCAGUAAAUAUCUCUCUUAUGAAAAGGUUUUAUCCUUUUACAACGUGAGCCAAAUGGGUGCCUUGGUGACAGGGAUUGGCACCUGGUCCCUGCACAGCAUGAGCCCCAGGGAGCUGGCUCAGAUGAUCCGAGGCACAACGUCCCAGUACCUGUCUGACUUAUCUCCUGCUCAGCAACAGGGCAUCCUCAGGAAGAUUGCUUCAUCUGGAGAUUUUUCUUCAUCAGUCAAAGAUAUACAAGGAGCUUUCUUUAAAGAAGUCUCUCUUUCUGGUUUAUGGAAGCAAACUGGAUAUAAUUCUGCAAUGCUGAAUGAAAAAGAACUGAGAAGCAGCCAGGCUUUGUAUCUGUAUGAAUUACUGUCCAAGGAAAACCAUCCUAUUGACCUUCUAAGCACAGGACAGCUUGUGAAAGGAGUAACUUGUCAACUCUUUGAAAGUAUGGACACAGACAUAUUUUUAGACAAUUUUAAAUUCUUUGAAAUGAAUCUUCAUCUGCUUUCUCCAUAUCAGGUUAAUUGUUUGGCUUGGAAAUUUUGGAGAGUCUCCAAUGCAUCCAUUCCUCCCUUCCUCUUACUGGCGCUUCCUUCUGAGUACCUGGAGUACGUUACAGGCCCCUUGUGUGUCCCUUUCCUUGAACGUGUGGGCAAGACUGGAAUGGACCUUCUGAACCCAAGCCUUCACAAGAGGGAUGCUGUCCUGCAAAAAGUACAGGAGUGCCUGAACAGCUCCAUUGCUGAUGAAUAUGAUGUUGACCUCCUUGGAAAUCUAAUCUGCCACUUACCUCCAGCCUUUCUACAUGGCAGAAUGUCCCUGAAGGCAAUGGCAGCAGCCCUGCAUCAAUUCAAACUUUGCCAACAGCUCAGCCACGAGCAGAAGAUUGAAAUUAAAUACAAACUCCUCCAGUUAUAUGGCCCCUCAAACAACUGGACAGCAGAAGCAACAUUGGAUGUUGGACCAUUCAUAGUUCUGCUGUCAAAAGAGGAAUUAAAUGUCCUUGUUGAAAAGUUCCCAGAGAUCAUUUUACAAAUAGCAAAGACAAUUGGACCAGUUUCUUCAGCUGAAGAGCUCCUGUCAGCUGUGUUUGAGUCAGUCUCCAAUGGCACUGGCAGAGUUCUCCUGUCCCUCAGCAGAGCUGAUUGCCUGAGAACCAGAGCUCCUUCUUCAAAUGAAAUCAUUAAAUUAGGAGAAGCAAAUGUCUUUUGGUCAGUUCAGGAACUGAAAUGCAUGGAUCCAGAGACUUUUGACAAAAAUGUGGAACUUCUUGGAGGUGUCACAGGUUUUAACAGCUCCCAGCUGACUGUCUUGAAGGAAAAAGCCAAGCAGGUUUGGGGGUUGCUGCCAGACUGGAGGAGUUACCAGAUCAUCUCCCUGGGCCGCAUUGCUCUGGCACUCAGUGCCCAGGAGAUCCCAGAGCUGGACCUGAGCUCCAUCGACACCGUGUCUGCUCUUACCCAGCAAACAGGGUGGACUCUUACCCAGGCAAGAGCUAUUUUGCAAGGUUUUCUAGAUGACUCUGGCCAGACCAUCAGCACAUUAAAAAGUUUUGAUUUAGUUGGAUUAGGAGCUGUUCUCUGUACUUUGAACUCCACAGAAAUCACAUCCAUAAGGACUGCUGAAUUCAGUGCUGCAAUUGCAAGAAUUGGGCUGUUGUUCUGUAGCACCCCUGUUCUGAGGCAGUUUAAGAAGAUGACAGAAUCUGUGUUUGGGGCUGCUCCCAGCUGGAAUGGCUCUGUUUUACAGGAAAUUGGUACUAUAGCAGGUGGUUUGAAUGAGGAUGAAUUAAAAGCCAUUGAUAAAAGCUUGAUGCCAUAUAUCCAGCCAGCAGCAGUAAGACAUAUACCUCCUGAAAUUUUCCAAGCAUUGUCCCCAGAGCAAAUAGCAAACCUGGGCCCCGAGAACGCCGCCGUGGUGACAGGAUGGCAGCGGGAGCACCUGGAUGCAGCACAGCUCCAGAGCCUGGGGCUGGCACUGGAGGGAGCCAGGAGCAGCAGCCCAGGGACACAGAGCACGGCAGGAGCUCCCCAGGAGGGACAAAGCCCAGCUCCCAGCGGUGCUCCCUGUUUGAGAGGCUUUGGCAUCUGGCUGUGUGCUGUGUUUACACUGCACCUGCCUUUCUGAACCCUCAGAGGU